Molecule: messenger RNA, 646 nt
Organism: Oryzias melastigma (Indian medaka)
Lineage: Eukaryota; Metazoa; Chordata; Actinopteri; Beloniformes; Adrianichthyidae
Gene: fuom
Product: fucose mutarotase
Exons: 6
Coding region: 80-544 (154 amino acids)
Biological process (GO): fucose metabolic process
Molecular function (GO): fucose binding; racemase and epimerase activity, acting on carbohydrates and derivatives
Source: RefSeq, a predicted model, not a curated record
AACCAAAGGCGGAAGUGCUGACAGGAAGUUCUCCUGCGUCGCGUCACUCUUCGAUUCCUGCAUUUCCGUGGUUGUCAUAAUGGUCGUUCUGAAGGGAAUCCCCUCAGUUUUAUCGCCUGAUUUGCUGUAUGUUCUCGCUAAAAUGGGACACGGCGAUGAACUGGUGCUUGCAGAUGUAAAUUUUCCUGCAUCUUCUGUUUGUGCUUGUGGUCCAAAAGAAAUAAGAGCUGAUGGUUUGAGAAUCCCACAACUUUUGGAGGCUAUUUUAAAGUUGCUGCCACUUGACACUUACGUCCCAUGUCCGGCAGCAGUCAUGGAUCUAGUGGACACUGACAAACAAAAAGGUUUAUCUGUCACUGUGUGGGAGACUUACUCACAUCUCUUGAGCCAGGCGGGUUCUGAGAGUCCUCUGGAGAAGGUGGAGAGAUUUGCUUUUUAUGAGCGUGCCAAAAAAUCAUAUGCCGUUGUGGCAACAGGGGAAACAGCUCUGUAUGGGAACCUGAUCCUAAAAAAAGGAGUCCUUCCUGCCGAGUUUCUAGAGUGACGCGCAAUUUUGUUAAUUUAGAGAAAACAUUUUCUUGUCGAGUUGAAAAAGUUUUGUUUUGUUUGUGAUUUCUGUUGCACACAUUAAAAUCUGAAUCUUUAA